AGAAGAAACUAGCCUAUCAGGCCUGUGAGGAAAGGCGUCAAAAGGCUAUUGAAGCAAGACAUCAGCGUCUAUCUGCAUGUGAGGUACCCUCUGAUGGGGUGUUGAUCAAAUUUAAAUAUCCAGAUGGACACCUCAACAUGAGGAAAUUCAGCUUGUGUGAGCCAAUUCAGACCUUGUUUGACUUUGUGGGACAAGAUGAUGGUGCCAGUGAAAUCUUUGUGGUACAAGAAGCCACAUCAUCAAGAUCAAUUGAGAGCAGUUCCGCCGGGUCAAUAAUUGAUCAUGGCAUAAAACCAUCCUCAACUCUUUACGUACUUUGGUUUUCAAAUCACCAUGUACAGGAAAUUCUCUCAGGUCAACAAAAUGAUGGAGCUCAUGCCCCAAACCAUACAUCUCCUGGUCAGUCGUCGCUGUCUGAGCCCUCAACCCAGCAAAGUCUCUCUGUGCCCUCUCUCCAGUCUGAGCCCUCAACCCAGCCAAGUCUCUCUGUGACCUCCACCCACUCACUGCUGUUUGAGCCCUCUCUCCAGCCUCUGCCAUCUGAGAACUCUAUCCAGCCAUCGCUCACUCUGAUCUCACAACCACAAGAAAUCCUGACUGAUGAAGAACCAUCACUCCCUCCUUCACCUGUCCAGGAACCAAUCAUUGAUCUUGAUGAACAAGAGGAGACGGUUUCACAAAAUCAGUCUCCUGUAUCAACACAUCACCUUAGAGGACCUGUGGAUGAGAUUGAUCUACAGACCAUAUUGAAAAAACUGGUCAGCAAAGUAGAUGACUGCUUCUCUCCAACAAGCAACCAAAUAAAUGUGUGCAGGGACAAUGUUUUACCAUGUAGCCUGCGGGCGUUUAAACGGAAGUCCUUCGACCCUGAAGCAAGACUGGAUGUUGUCUUUGUGGAUGAAGAUGACAAUGGUGAAGGGGCAGUUGACGAAGGCGGCCCGACCAGAGAGUACCUAAGGCUGUUGAUGAGGGCCGUCCACCAAUCAAACAUCUUCGAUGGACAUGAGAAAGACCGGCAGUUGCGUCUUGAUACGCAAGCUUUACAGAGUAAACUGUACACCUGGGUGGGGAAAAUGAUAGCUGUGUGCAUCAUUCAUGGAGGAGUUGGUCCGCAUUUCUUCUCGGAAAGGCUUUUCCGGCAAAUCUGUGGAAUAGAAACGACCCCGGCCACGGUCGAUGAAGUUGGCGACCAUACUUUUAGGGAGCAGUUGAUGAAAAUACAGGAUGCAACAACAGUCAGAGAGGCAAACAAUGCAAUAACAGAGGCAGCAGAUAGUCUCAGUAUUAUAGGUGCCUUGAGACAUGUGUCCAGCCUGGAAGAGAAGGACUCCCUUGUCCAGUCAGCUGCUGACUUCUUUGUCAACGGCAGAUUGGCGACUGCCCUGGACCAGUUUGCUGAUGGGUUAAAAACCCUUGGAUUACUCAAAGAGAUGAGGGAGAAUCCGGCCGUGUUCUUCAACUUCUUUGUCAAUGAGGAAAUUCCCCUUCAGGCGAAGGACCUGUGCAAAUUAUUUGUUCCAGACUUCUCAGCGCAGGGCAGCAACCGGAGAAACCGAGAAAAUAUGACAAUCUGCUUCUGGCGUGACUGGUUGAUUGACAUAGAAGAAGGAGAAUGCAGUCCAGUCACCCUUGAGAGGGUUUUGGAAUUUUCGUCUGGAGCCUCUGUAGUCCCUCCACUGGGAUUUCCACACCCUCCUCAAAUACAGUUCAUUCAUGAAGAGAACCGAAUCUUCCCUGAAGCAAACACGUGUAUUGUUACACUAUCCCUGCCGCUGCACUCUUCUUAUGAAUGGUUUAAAAAACAUAUGAUGGAGGGAAUUUUGCAAGCGCCGACCUUUGGUCUUGCAUAAUGUUACCGUGUUUGUUUUUAAAAUUGUUCAGUGCAGGUUGUUAGAGGGCAUGCCUCUAUUGUUCCCAAUUGUUUUCUACAUUCUAGUUUUACAAGUGCUCUUUAACUUGGCACUUGUUGUUCUAAUCACAACCCCAUCACCAGAUUUGUGCCCACCCUCUGCCACUCUGCCAAUGCUGGGCCCACGACACAGGCCACAAUGCCUGUUAGUUGGGCAUCAACCACAGCUGCCAUCAAGUGCCAAGUGCACUUGCACCUUCACUUUUAAUGAUGUGGUACUCUGUUAAUGUUAUGUCCAAUUUCAUGCACUUUUUAAUAUUUUCUAUGUCCAAAUCUUACAAGUGCUCCUUGCCUCUGUGGCACUUGUUGUUCUCUUUACUGUGGUCAUCCCCACUUGCUGCACUCUCAAUAAAGUGGUCAGUGCUACAAU
Platichthys flesus (European flounder) is the source of this 2279-nucleotide messenger RNA. Its product is annotated as G2/M phase-specific E3 ubiquitin-protein ligase-like. The record is from RefSeq and is a predicted model, not a curated record. NCBI's taxonomy places the organism in Eukaryota, Metazoa, Chordata, Actinopteri, Pleuronectiformes, Pleuronectidae. Gene Ontology annotation, molecular function: ubiquitin-protein transferase activity. The coding region runs from base 138 to 1850 and encodes 570 amino acids. The transcript has 9 exons. Gene Ontology annotation, cellular component: nucleus.